Messenger RNA from Nerophis lumbriciformis (worm pipefish), 3330 nucleotides. The record is from RefSeq and is a predicted model, not a curated record. NCBI's taxonomy places the organism in Eukaryota, Metazoa, Chordata, Actinopteri, Syngnathiformes, Syngnathidae.
AUGACACAAAACUCGAGCGAGCAGAUGAGGCCGCUGCUCACAUCCGGCAUUGAGGAAGAAGCUGUGCUGGACCGAAGGAACACCAGCUCCACCUUGAACACCAAUUUUGAGGCGGAGGAGCUGGAAAGUCACAGGGAGCUUUACGUCGGCAUCCACGUGCCUUUGGGUCGCCGACGGCGCCACCGCCACCGGGGACACAGGCAUCAGCGACCCCGCUACGAUCCGCCGCUGCAAUUGGAGGAUGCCACCGAGUCGUCGUCUUACGAUACGCCCUCGCAGAGGGUGCAGUUCAUCCUGGGCACGGAUUACGACGACGAGGAACACGUCCCGCACCAACUCUUCAGCGAGCUGGACGAGUUGGCCUCCAGGGACGGCGACGUCCUGGAGUGGAAGGAGAAGGCCAGGUGGUUGAAGUUCGAGGAGGACGUGGAAGACGGCGGCGAGCGUUGGAGCAAACCCUACGUGGCCACGCUGUCGCUGCACAGCCUCUUCGAGCUGCGCGCCUGCUUCAUGACCGGCACCGUCAUCCUCGACAUGCGCGCCAACGCUAUCGAACACAUCGCAGACACGGUGAUCGACAGCAUGCUGGCUUCGGGUCAGAUGGACCACGACGUCCGGGACAAAGUUCGGGAAGCCAUCUUGAAACGCCACCGCCAUCAGAACGGGAAGAAGCUGAGCAAGCGCAUCCCGCUGGUGCGAUCCUUGGCCGAAAUGGGCAAGAAGCAUUCCGACUCUCAUCUGCCGGAGCACGGCGGUCGUCCGACGUCCCCUCGGUUGGCUUCCGGGAGCUCCAACGACUACAAGAAGGCGGAAGGUGGCGCCGAUACCGACAGUCGGGAAAACAGCGCGGUGGAUUUUAGCGAAGUGGACAUGAGCUUUAUGAAGAAAAUCCCUCCCGACGCUGAAGCUUCCAACGUGCUGGUGGGGGAGGUGGACUUUUUGGAGAAGCCCAUCGUCGCCUUCGUUCGCCUGGCGCCCGCCGUGCUCCUCUCCGGACUCACUCAGGUUCCCGUGCCCACCAGGUUCCUCUUUCUUCUGCUGGGCCCGUUCGGAAAAGGUCCGCAGUACCACGAAAUCGGACGCUCCAUGGCCACGCUGAUGACGGACGAGAUCUUCCACGACGUGGCCUACAAGGCUAAGGACCGCAAGGACCUGCUGUCCGGUCUGGAUGAGUUCUUGGAUCAAGUGACGGUGCUGCCGCCCGGCGAAUGGGACCCGAGCAUUCGCAUCGAACCGCCAAAGAACGUGCCGUCACAGGAGAAACGGAAGAUUCCUCCAGCACCGAACGGUUCCAUCCACAGCUCUGACAUCGUCAGGGAGGCGGAGCAUGACGUAGGACCGGAACUACAGAGGACAGGAAGGUGUUUUGGCGGUCUGGUUAGGGACAUCCGGAGGAAGGUGCCCUUCCUGCUCAGCGACCUGACUGAUGCCUUCAGGCUACAGUGUUUAGCGUCCAUCCUCUUCCUCUACUGCGCCUGCAUGUCACCCGUCAUCACAUUUGGCGGCCUGUUAGGAGAAGCCACCCAAGGAAACAUUAGCGCCAUCGAAUCUCUGUUCGGCGCCUCCCUGACGGGUAUGGCCUAUUCCAUGUUCGCGGGCCAGCCGCUCACCAUCCUGGGCAGCACCGGACCCGUCCUGGUCUUUGAGAAGAUCCUCUUCAAGUUCUGCACGGAUUACGGCCUGUCUUACAUCUCCAUGCGGACCAGCAUUGGUCUGUGGACCGCCUUCCUUUGCCUGCUCUUGGUAGCCACCGACGCCAGUUCCUUGGUCUGCUACAUCACGCGCUUCACCGAGGAAGCCUUCGCCGCCCUCAUCUGCUUCAUCUUCAUCUACGAAGCCCUGGAGAAGCUCAUCCACCUGGGUCACAGCUACCCCAUCAACAAGGCCAAUGACCUCAACAACCUGACCUUUUACACGUGCAAAUGUUCUCAACCCGCCAACGCCUCCGAGAAGGUGCGUGAGAUCUGGAGGAGCUCGGGUUACGACUCGGCAGAGAGCGUCCCUUGGGAAGAGCUGACUUUGAAGCGCUGUCAGACUUUGCACGGUCAGUUCGUGGGCCGGGCUUGCGGCCAUGAUGGUCCUUUCGUCCCAGACGUCCUCUUUUGGUCCGUCAUUCUCUUCUUCACCACCUUCUGCUUGUCUUCCUUCUUCAAAGACUUCAAGAACAAGAGAUUCUUCCCCACCAAGGUGCGAUCGACCAUCAGCGACUUUGCUGUCUUUUUAACCAUACUGUUAAUGGUGCUGCUGGAUUAUCUGGUGGGAAUCGCAUCUCCCAAGCUUAACGUCCCGGAUCGUUUCAAGCCCACUUCCCCUAAUCGCGGCUGGUUCAUCUCUCCGCUGGGCCCCAACCCCUGGUGGACGCUGCUAGCCGCCGGGGUACCGGCGCUACUCUGCACCAUCCUCAUCUUCAUGGACCAGCAGAUCACCGCCGUCAUCGUCAACAGAAAGGAGAACAAGUUGAAGAAAGGCUGCGGCUACCAUCUGGACCUGCUGGUGGUGGCGCUGAUGAUGGCCGUGUGCUCCAUCAUGGGCUUGCCGUGGUUCGUGGCCGCCACCGUCCUCUCCAUCACGCACGUCAACAGCCUGAAGGUGGAAUCGGCCAGCGCCGUCCCGGGCGAGCGCCCCAAGUUCUUGGGCGUCCGCGAACAGCGGGUCACCGGUUUUAUGAUCUUCCUUCUCAUGGGUUGCUCCGUCUUCAUGACGCCCGUUUUGCAGUUAAUCCCCAUGCCUGUCCUGUACGGCGUCUUCCUCUACAUGGGCGUGUCCUCGCUCAAAGGCAUUCAGCUGUUUGACCGCAUCCAACUGUUCGCCAUGGCGACCAAGCACCAGCCGGACCUCAUCUACCUCCGCUACGUGCCGCUGAGGAAAGUCCACGCCUUCACCGUGGUCCAGCUGUCCUCCCUCAUCGUCCUGUGGCUCAUCAAAACCUCGCCCGUCGCCGUGGUCUUCCCCAUGAUGGUUCUGGCGCUGGUCUUCAUCCGGAAGCUGAUGGACUUCUGCUUCAGCAAGCGAGAGCUGAGCUGGCUGGACGACCUGAUACCCGAGAGCAAGAAGAAGAGGGACGACGACAAAAAGAAGAAGAGAGCGUUAAAUUCGCAGGACAACCACGCGUACGACGACGACGCCAAAGUCGUCGAGAUGGCCGUCGAUGAAAUGGAUCGACGGACGGACGUCUCCGACGGGAACAUCUCCUGCGAGAUGGGUAAAAGCGACUUGUGGAGGUCCCUCUCCAUGACGGCGGACUCCGGCAAAGCUAGCAAGCCGAGCGGCAGAGGUAUCAACGAGUUGUUUGCUCGCUUAAUAGUGACCACAGUCAACUUGCGGCUGUGA